Messenger RNA from Chrysemys picta bellii (western painted turtle), 2991 nucleotides. RefSeq names its product phosphatidylinositol binding clathrin assembly protein (gene PICALM). NCBI's taxonomy places the organism in Eukaryota, Metazoa, Chordata, Testudines, Emydidae. Gene Ontology annotation, cellular component: synaptic vesicle; extrinsic component of presynaptic endocytic zone membrane; clathrin-coated vesicle. Gene Ontology annotation, biological process: synaptic vesicle budding from presynaptic endocytic zone membrane; clathrin-dependent endocytosis; clathrin coat assembly. Gene Ontology annotation, molecular function: SNARE binding; phosphatidylinositol-4,5-bisphosphate binding; clathrin heavy chain binding. The record is from RefSeq and is a predicted model, not a curated record.
CGGCCGCCAUUUUCCUGCGGCGCCCAGUGAGCGUGUGUCCCCCGACCCCGGCCGAGCGGAAGGAGCGAAGGGCGGGGGCGGGGGGCAGGAGGAGGGGUCGCUGCCCGGGUGACAGGGCCGUCCCCGGGGGCGGAGCGCAGCUGCCCGCGGCGGGGCAGAGCGACGUGUCUGAGCGGGUCCGUCCCUCUGUCCCGUCCCGUCCCAGCCCGGCGCCGCGCGGCCCCGCAGCACCAUGUCCGGCCAGAGCCUCACCGACCGCAUCACGGCGGCGCAGCACAGCGUGACCGGCUCGGCCGUCUCCAAGACCGUCUGCAAAGCCACGACGCACGAAGUUAUGGGCCCCAAGAAGAAGCACCUGGACUACUUAAUCCAGUGCACAAAUGAGAUGAAUGUAAACAUCCCCCAGCUGGCGGACAGCUUAUUUGAAAGAACUACCAAUAGUAGCUGGGUGGUGGUCUUCAAGUCCCUCAUCACAACUCACCAUCUAAUGGUGUAUGGAAAUGAGCGUUUUAUCCAGUAUCUAGCUUCCAGAAACACACUGUUUAAUUUGAGCAAUUUCCUAGACAAAAGUGGAUUGCAAGGGUAUGACAUGUCCACAUUUAUCAGACGGUAUAGUAGGUAUCUGAAUGAAAAAGCAGUUUCUUACAGACAAGUGGCUUUUGACUUCACCAAAGUAAAAAGAGGGGCUGAUGGAGUCAUGAGAACAAUGAACACAGAAAAACUCCUUAAAACUGUACCAAUUAUACAAAAUCAGAUGGAUGCACUUCUUGACUUCAAUGUCAAUAGCAACGAGCUUACAAAUGGUGUAAUAAAUGCUGCCUUCAUGCUCCUCUUCAAAGAUGCCAUUAGACUCUUUGCAGCAUAUAAUGAAGGAAUUAUUAACCUUCUGGAAAAAUACUUUGACAUGAAAAAAAACCAGUGCAAAGAAGGCCUUGACAUAUAUAAGAAGUUUCUCACUAGAAUGACAAGGAUCUCAGAGUUCCUCAAAGUUGCAGAGCAAGUUGGAAUCGACAGAGGAGACAUACCAGAUCUUUCUCAGGCACCAAGCAGUCUUCUUGAUGCUUUGGAACAACAUUUAGCCUCUUUAGAAGGAAAGAAAAUCAAAGACUCCACAGCUGCAAGCAGGGCUACCACACUUUCCAAUGCAGUCUCUUCCCUUGCAAGCACUGGCCUGUCUCUCACCAAAGUGGAUGAAAGGGAAAAACAAGCUGCAUUAGAGGAAGAGCAAGCUCGUUUAAAAGCUUUAAAGGAACAACGUCUAAAAGAACUUGCAAAGAAACCUCAUACCUCUUUAACGACAGCAGCCUCUCCCGUGUCUACUGCAGCGGGAAGCAUAAUGACCACCCCAGCCAUUGAUAUUUUUUCCAUCCCUAGCUCUUCGAACAGCACAUCAAAUCUGCCAAAUGAUCUACUUGAUUUGCAGCCAACCUUUCAUCCAUCUGUACAUCCUAUAUCCACUGGGCCACAAGUAGGAGGUACAUGGGGAGGCACCGCCUGUAAUGGCCUAUCCUGCUACAACACCAACAGGAAUGAUGGGCUAUGGAAUGCCAACACAGAUGGGAGGUGUACCAGUAAUGACACAACCAACUUUAAUAUACAGCCAACCUAUCAUGAGACCACCAAACCCUUUUGGCCCCGUUUCAGGAGGACAGAUACAGUUUAUGUAAUCACGCCAGAUGAGAAAGGAACAGCUCCCAAAAGACACGUGCUCAACAGCAAACCCCUACUUCCAGCAAAAUCCAAAUUGCUGUAUUUUAACUCCUCUUCCUUUAAAAUGAUGCAGGAAAAUCAUGAAGGCCCACAAAGGAAACUGGGACGACUCUCUAGGAAAGUGUCAAUACAUGAUAUAAAGCCAAGAAUUCCCCUGAUUUAAGAUGUUCUUUUCUGGUGACUAAUGCGUCAGUACUUUCAACUCCUAUUAAUAUCCAUAAUCAGUAACAUACAAAGAGAAGCUCUUAUUCUGAAAUUGUAAGAUUUGUAUUUGGAAAUGCUGUGAGGAAUGAAGAUGAGUGUCCUUUACCAUAACUCAAAACAAGAUUUUCUUUGGGGGAUCAGAUCCUAACUCUUACUUCUGCAGUUAUCUUUUCUUCAGUCCUCACAAAUGUAGACACAGCAAUGAAAAUUAACUUUUCUUUUAAAAAAAAAUUAUAUAUUCAGUUUGCAGUAGACAUUCCUUAUGUAUUGUUUGUAUUUAUUUAUGAUUAUCAAUUUAAGUAACAUUAAUAUUGUAUCAAACUCCUUAUGAAAAUGAGUAUGGAUGUAUACAGUAUGUCUGAUUUUUUUUAUCCACAAUAAUGAUUUUGAUUCAAAAUGCUUUUCAGCUGACAUAUAGAGCACUAACUAUUUUAAAGGCCUGAAUCUUAUGAAUUCUCAGUCUGUAUGGGAAUUAGGAAAGUUAUAAAAUGCAUUAAUCCUUUAUAGUCAAUUCUGUGCCUAGGAUUUUGCAAGGGAACAGUUAACUGACAAAGAGAAGCACUACAUUUUUAAUUCAGCAUUAGUGCAUUGGGAAGGAACUUUAUUGCUUUGUGCUUGGCAUGUCAUUACUUUACAUUUGACAUAAGGCCUUUCCAGAAUGAAUGUGAGGAAUUGCUUUCACUUUAAGACUUUCCUUUUCUUUAAAAACUCUAGGAGGUAUUAUGUGAAAAAAGCCUUGAUUUUCAUUUGGCUAGUGCCAUGUUUAUGAUCAUGUACCUUUAAAAAAAAUAAUAAUAAAAAUAAAUAAGGGAAGUAGCAUCUUUACAAAUGACUAGCAAGAAUUUAGUUAAUGAAGAAUUAAAGCAGCACUGUUGAUCGGUGCUUUGCGUAAAUACAUCGUAACUUUUGGGUCGAAAGGGGCCUUCAGAAGGAUAGUCCAUGAUAUGAAAGCAAUUCUGUACAUGAAUGAAGCAUACUUGCUGCAUUGUCUCUGCAGAUUCUAUUUUUGUUUAAAAUAUUAAAAUGUAUGUUAGCAAAAAUGGGUGGAUUUUCAAAUAAAAUGCAGCUUCCACAGAA